Platichthys flesus (European flounder) is the source of this 4962-nucleotide messenger RNA. RefSeq names its product solute carrier family 25 member 42 (gene slc25a42). The record is from RefSeq and is a predicted model, not a curated record. Lineage: Eukaryota; Metazoa; Chordata; Actinopteri; Pleuronectiformes; Pleuronectidae. Gene Ontology annotation, biological process: transmembrane transport. Gene Ontology annotation, cellular component: mitochondrial inner membrane. The transcript is spliced from 8 exons. The coding region runs from base 440 to 1420 and encodes 326 amino acids.
CGGACCUCAGUGUGGCGGAUCUAGCGUUCAGCGGUGACAGCAGCUGUCGGAGCAGCAUGGACGACGUCAGUCCCCCCCGAGUCUGUGUUGGGCAAACGAAUCUCGGACGUGUUUAGAAGAAGCAGCGUUUAACGACAGGACACAUCGUUUUUUUUGUUUUGUUUUUUAAUGGCGACUCGUCCUAGCUCAAUAAUAACGUUAGUGUAGCGGGGAAGCUAACAGCUAGCACACGUUACUUAACCUGGAAUUUGGCGAAUUUAGGAACAAGAACCUGCUAACCAGUGUCUCUUUGGAAUAACUCGGGAUAUCUAAGCAGCAGGAGUCCGCAGGUGUCUGAGCCGGUGUCAGACUGUGCGAGCUCCCGGUGCCUGGUGUCACCGCCCGUCCUGUGGAUGAAUUCAUGAGCGGGCUCAGUGACAGCUGUGUGUAGUCCUCGGGAAUGGGGAAUGGAGUCCAGGAACAACGGGCAUCUCUUACACAAGGAGAAGUGCUGCCCCUGGCUUCCUCCAGUCAGUCAGAAGGCUUGAUGCACACUCGGACUGUCCUCAACUCGCUCUUCUCAGGGGCUUUAGCAGGAGCUUUGGCCAAGACCGCUGUCGCCCCAUUGGACAGGACUAAAAUCAUCUUCCAAGUGUCGUCAGCACGAUUCUCUGCCAAGGAGGCAUACAGGUUGAUAUACCGCACCUACCUAAAGGAUGGCUUCUUCAGUCUGUGGAGGGGGAACUCUGCCACCAUGGUGCGAGUCAUCCCAUACGCUGCCAUCCAGUUCUGUGCUCAUGAGCAGUACAAGAGGAAGCUGGGAAGCUACUAUGGCUUUCAGGGCAGUGUCCUGCCUCCCAUACCAAGGUUACUGGCCGGAUCUAUGGCCGGUACAACGGCGGCCAUGCUGACCUAUCCCCUGGACAUGGUGCGCGCUAGGAUGGCCGUAACACCAAAGGAAAUGUACAGUAAUAUCCUGCAUGUGUUUGUGCGGAUUUCUCGGGAAGAGGGCCUGAAGACGCUGUAUCGAGGUUUUGCACCCACCAUACUGGGUGUGGUUCCCUAUGCUGGCCUCAGCUUCUUUACCUAUGAGACACUGAAGAAGCUACAUGCUGAACGCAGCGGCCGCCCCUUCCCCUACUCGUACGAGCGCCUGGCAUUUGGAGCCUGUGCGGGUCUCAUUGGCCAGUCGGCGUCUUACCCCCUGGACGUGGUACGACGGCGCAUGCAGACUGCGGGAGUCACCGGUCACACGUAUGGCACCAUCCUGGGCACCAUGCGGGAGAUCGUGUCCGAGGAGGGGGUCAUCCGCGGACUCUACAAAGGUCUCAGCAUGAACUGGGUGAAGGGGCCUGUUGCAGUGGGGAUCAGCUUCACCACGUUUGACCUUACUCAGAUUCUGCUGAGGAAGCUGCAUCAGAUGGGCUACACGUCUCGAUAAUAGCAUAUCGACUGAUAUGAAAAGAAUUAUAGCGAUAAUGUUUUUUUUCCACAUCGCCCAGCCCGACGUGGUACUGUGUACCUGUACACACUGUUGUUGUGUACAUUUAAGUGCAAUAUGCUCAGUGAUUUGAUUUGUGUGGAUGCUGAUAGGUUAUUACGCUCUGUGCCCCUUGUGGACCAGGCCUGUGAGUGUAUUUAAGGAUCAGAGAGUUCAGAGAUACACAUACACACAUACACACACCCACACACACACUGAUAAGUCAACUGCCUUGUGUGUCCGCUUCCAACCAACACCCUCAAUUGCAAUGCAGGCUGCCACUCAUUUUCUACUGACUUUUAACAACCAUUUGGUUUGAUAAGAGUACAUUGUGCCCUCUUGAGAUUUGUUUUGAUUUGUGUACAUUUGUUUUAUAGAAUCAUACCAAAGGUUAGGAUUUGAGCUAGCUUCAAGAUGCUAUGAUGCUAGUGAUGUUAAUACAAAUGAGCACAAAAGAGAUAAAACCUUGCACAGAGGUAGCAGCAUCUUUACUUACAGGGAAUAGUGAGUUAUUGUUUGAGUUGAAGUUGUUUAAAUCUCUGAGUCAAAUUAUAUCUUUAAGGUAAAACUUUAAUGUGAAACUUAAUUCGCAGACUUUUAGUUGGAGUUAAGCUUCUGCACUGACAUCAGACAUCUAUAUUUAAUGCCAGUGCCAAAAGUUAUAACGUAUAAAAAGUGCCCCUAUUAUUACCUCUGCCAAGGAUGUUAUGUUUUCAUCCCUCACUGUUUGUUUAUUUGUUUUCUUUGUUUGUUUGUUUGUAUGUUUGGUAGAAGGAUCACACAAAAACCACUGAACUAAAUACGUUUUAUUCCAGACAAAGAGGCAGAUCCAGAACCUGUUUUAAAUCACUUUCCCAAACAUUGCGAAAUAAGACUUUUGCUGACAUUUGAACCCCUUUUCCAGAGAUUGAGACAUGGAUCUUGAGGGAAAAAAUAAUAUUUAGGGUGACUGAUAUCUGGAAAUCCAGAAUAAUAUAUAGUUUUAAAUGGGGGUAGGUUUUUUUCUGCCCCUGUAUGUUAAUACUUUUGGCCAAAUGCUGACCAAGAGGCAGAUACAGGAAUUAUCCCUUGGCGGAGCUAUGCGCUCAACUGAGUGCCAUUCUAGUUUAGUUUUUUUCAAAAGUGAUUGACAGUUUGGUUGUCUGACAUAUCAACACAUGUUAGUCUGUUGCUAAAAAUAACUGACAGGUAGUCUCAAGUGAUGCACAUAAGACAGUUUGAUGGGUCCUUUUACAGACCUGUCAUCACCAGUGAAGGAGGAACUUGUCUACAGUCUAAUGUGAUCUGAUACAGCAGCCCUGCAGAGAACACAUGACGUUUACAAUGUUUCAAUAUUGUUGUAGCACUGUAAGAGGUAUUUCUUCUAAUCCUUGGUGUUUGGUGUUAUUGUUUCAGAUGAAUUAACAGGCGAUAACAUUGGAGUUCUGCAAACCGAACACAAAUGUUGUCUGAAGCAUCUAUCGCUUGAGGAACUUGCUGUCAAUAUCAAGCUUUUUUUGUGUAAAUCUUGACAAUAACACUGGUUCAGAUUUGAACUGGUCAUUGAAACAAUAACUUGUUAUUUGUGUGGACUCGAGGUGUAGAUUUGCUACUGGACUGAAAACCUGACUUGAAAUAUGCACACACACACACACAGUGUAGAGCUCGUUUUGUUACAGGUAUAAUUCAGUAUAUUGCAAUGUUCUCUAUAUUGUACUUUCCUUCAGUGCACGUUUAGUGUUUUGUGUGUACGUGAGUUUCAGCAGUAUUGAUGCAGGCCUCCAGUCAUUAGCAGUGUCAAUAGUUUCUAUACUUAGACCUUAACCACUGAGACAGAGUGGUUGAGCCAAGUGGAGCAGAGGUCAUGAUAUUUAAAGCAGAAAGUUUAUUUUUAAAACACUUAACAUUUAGUUUAAAAAAAAUUUGUUUAACUCUUAAAUAACAUAUAUGAUCACUUUUAUUAUUGUUAUUCCUAAAAGUCACCAGAGAAAAUACCAUAAGUUAGUAAAGUCCAGAGUGAUGCCUUAAAUAAUAAAUAAUAAUACCUCACAAGAUGAUGUUUGAAACAAAAAGUUGAUUGCACAUAUUUAAUCAGCAAAUAUUGUUUUUUUUUUGUCCCUUUUUAAAAAGUUCAAUCACCUUAAAGUUAUGUUAAAAAAUUUACACAAGUACCAGAAUGAUUCUUGUCACGUCAAGUUUCUAAAACUACUGUUUUGAUUUUUUUUAAAUUAAAUAAUGAAUGCUUAAAAUCUGAAACUAAUUAACUUUUCAAACCAAGCAUUCAUCUUCCACCUUAAGUACUUAACAGUUUGCGAUACAUUAGAAUUUCACAACCAUCUCUAUUCAGUAGCUCUGUUAACUGAAUUAAACUCCCAACCUGCAUCUGUCUGACCAGCUAUCUGUCAUCACUGUUAAUCGAUGCUGUGAUAAUUGACCAAUGAAUCAGGUUUAGGGGAAAUGUAGCGUGGAGGUGAUGUGUGAGACUAACCAGGCUGCAUCAGCAAACUUUAACAGAAGAGCAGUUGAUCCAAGUCUAGUGUUUUGUUAUCUGUAGUCGUUACCUGAGGUCAUUAAGCUUUGGUGGAAGACGGCUUGAAACCGUCACAUGUUCUGAACUGAUGCUUCCAAGCGUUGGGUGGAAAGCAGACAGUGACUGAAGCCGAGUGAAGGACAGUUACUGACACUUAAGUGCCUAGUGAGGAAUAGUCACGUUUUUACUCUGACUGAGCUACUCCUACUAACCUUUGUGAAGGUUGCUUCCAUUUUCUGGCCUUAGGGUUUGACAUUUCUCAAGUAUUGAAGAAGCAGCAGGUGGUUUGAUUGUUAGACGCCUGUGACAGAAUGUAAAACUUCAGGUGUAGUUUUCGUAUGGGAAUUUUUGUAAAACUUUAAAAACUGCCUUGCGCAUGGGUGGGAUGUGCGAUUCUCGACUCUGGGACACAUGAGGUCAAACUAUUACAACCCUUUUGGAGCUGAUUUGAGGAACAAGGGAGGAUUUAAUAUCUAUUUGUACCUUGAUUAAUAUGGUAUGGCAUUAAGAGAAUUGUAAAAUUAACUCCCCACCUCUAAAUCCAAGGAGACAGGUAGACACAAUGAUCAAAUAGUAUUAUAGAUAGAGUCUAACUAACCUAGACAAUCAUUAAAUGCCAAAAGUUUUAUGUUUUGUAUUUGUUUCAAAAUAAAAGUAUGUUCUUUGUGAAGGACCUGACCGUGGCUUAAUGAGAUGAAAUACUGACACACUACAACAACAACAAAUGGCCAGCAAGUCAUUUUAUUUGCUCCAAUCAAGCACAUUGUUUGUACAAUGCAACUGUGUUGACAUGUUCCAGCAGAUCAUCUUGUGUGUUUUUGAUCCAGUGUUGCAGUGAUAUAAUGACUGCCUUGUAAAUCCUAGUGGUUUGUGCCAACUGAAUGUAAAUGUACCUACUAAUACGACACCCUGUGUCCAGUCUGUAGUGUUCAUGGUCAAACUGAAGGAAUGUUUAGAAAUAUCAAAUUCUUAAAUAAACUGGAUGUCGACAACA